This is a messenger RNA of Argentina anserina (silverweed cinquefoil), 1275 nucleotides long. RefSeq names its product adenylyl-sulfate kinase 3-like. Gene Ontology annotation, biological process: sulfate assimilation. Gene Ontology annotation, molecular function: ATP binding; adenylylsulfate kinase activity. Lineage: Eukaryota; Viridiplantae; Streptophyta; Magnoliopsida; Rosales; Rosaceae. The record is from RefSeq and is a predicted model, not a curated record. The transcript is spliced from 7 exons. Bases 70 to 924 code for a protein of 284 amino acids.
CCAUUCCGGUCAUUUUCUCUAAACCCCCAACUGUUUUGGAAUCGGGUAGUUAAUUUUUGUUGACGAGAUAUGGAAGCCACCCAAUUGCAAUGGGCAGCGUCGCCGAAGCUCGGUGCGGGGAUUGAAACGUCGUCGUGUUACUCCAAGUUGGGUUUCGUGAAGUUCGGCGGUGGCGGUGGUGUAAAUAGUGUGAAGACGAGGGGUACGUUUGUGAUCAAGGCUAUGGAGUUGGAGGGUUCUAGAACCAUGAAUUUGAAUGGGCAAGCUGCUGGGACUAGUUCAGAUAAAAAUGGGAGCUUGUUGUCUUCGAUUGGGAAUUCUACCAACAUUCAGUGGCACCAGUGCUCGGUGAAGAAAGCCGAUAGGGAGAAUUUGCUUAAGCAGAAAGGCUGUGUUAUAUGGAUCACUGGGCUCAGUGGAUCAGGGAAGAGCACUGUGGCGUGUGCGUUGAAUGGGAGCUUGUACAGCAGGGGGAAGCUGGCUUAUGUUCUAGAUGGGGACAAUGUCAGGCAUGGCUUGAACCGUGACCUUAGUUUUAAAGCAGAAGAUCGUGCGGAGAACAUAAGGAGGAUUGGGGAGGUGGCGAAGCUGUUUGCCGAUGCUGGAGUCAUUUGUAUUGCUAGCUUGAUUUCUCCGUAUAGAAGGGAUCGCGAUGCCUGCCGUGCAUUAUUACCUCCCGGAGAGUUUAUUGAGGUGUUCAUGGACAUUCCACUCGAUGUUUGUGAGGCCAGAGACCCCAAGGGAUUGUAUAAGCUUGCACGUGCAGGGAAGAUCAAAGGUUUUACUGGGAUUGAUGAUCCGUAUGAGUCACCACUGAAUUGUGAGAUAGCAUUAAGGCAUAAAGGAGGAGAAUGUGUAUCCCCUUGCGAGAUGGCUGCAGAAGUGAUUUCUUACUUAGAAGAGAAGGGGUUCCUCCAGGGUUAACGAGUUUCUGGUAUGCGUCCUUUUUAGCCAUUACAACUACGAUCUAUGCAGCAUGCUUCUUGCUUGGACAUGACUUGCUUGAUUGGAUGUCAUGCAUUUGUGCCUUUCCACACCUGUGAGAACUGUUGCAGUAUCAACCCACGCCACCGACAGCAUUAACUUGGUUAAUUGAUGAAUCCAUCCAUCUUUAUUUUGCUUUCCAUUCUUCGUUCAUCUAGCAAGUAGCCCUAUAUAUUGUUAUAAUAUUAGAAACCACAAUUUCCUCACUGUAUAUAAUAAACCGGAGAAGUUUGUAUUCAGGGAUUAUUAGUAGUUCCUAUAUCUUUUCUGGAAUCUCUGUAUGUUCAAGAA